CGGACAGUGCAGCGGGCCGUGGUGACGUCACACGCUGGUUUCAACUGCUUUGGGCCGCAGCUUGUAUCAGGAGAAGAAGUAUCACAAACUACUCUGCGACUUUUCCCCAACAGAUCACCAGCUGCAGCCGGAAUAACAUCCUUUUUAAAAUGGGCAACUGUCAACCCACAAUCGUGCACUAUGAGGAUUUUGAUGUCGUAGCUGACAUUAAGGCUAUCCGCAAAGCCUGCAAAGGGUUUGGAACUGAUGAGCAGGCCAUCAUUGACAUCCUGGCAAACCGCAGUGCAGCUCAGCGUCAGGAAAUUAAAUAUGCCUAUUUUGAAAAGUAUGAUGAUGAGUUGGUGGAUGUGUUGAAGAAGGAGCUGUCGGGGAGCUUUGAGAACGCCAUCCUCGCCAUGCUGGACCCGCCCAUCGUCUUCGCUGUGAAGGAGCUGAGGAAGGCCAUGAAGGGAGCGGGUACUGACGAAGACGUCCUGGUGGAGAUCCUCUGCAGCGCCAUCAACUCUGACAUCGCCAUGUUCAAGGAAUUCUACUUUCAAGUACAUGAGCGUGAUCUUGAAGCAGAUAUCGAGGGAGAAACAAGUGGGGAUGUAAGAAACCUCCUCACUGCUCUAUUGCAGGGCAACAGAGAUGAGAGUUACGAGGUGGAUGAGGAUCUGGCUGAGCAAGAUGCUACCUGCCUGUUUGAGGCUGGUGAGGGUUGUUUUGGGACAGAUGAGUCCACUUUCACCAACGUCCUGGCUUCCAGAAAUUACCUUCAGCUCCAGGCCACCUUCAAGAUAUAUGAGCAGCUCGCAGGAACUGAAAUCCUGGAUGUCAUUGAGAAUGAGACUUCUGGGACACUGAAGCAAUGCUACAUCGCUCUUGUGAGAGUUGCUAAGAAUCCUCAGCUCUACUUCGCCAGACGUUUGAACGACGCGAUGGCAGGAGCGGGCACUGAUGAGGGCACCCUUAUUCGCAUCAUUGUGUGUCGCUCUGAGUAUGACUUGGAGACCAUCAAAGAAAUGUACCUGGAGAAGUACGAUGUGUCUCUGAAGGAGGCCCUGAAGGACGAGUGCAGCGGUGACUUUAAGCGUCUUCUCCUGGCUAUCUGCCACUGAAAGUCUGGGAGCUAAACAGCGCAGACGUGGAGAACAGAGGCAGAGACAGCAGAGUAUGUUUAUACUGAGGGCGCUGCUGUUUUCUGUCUAACACACUAACUCUCCAUGUGAUACUAUGUAAGGAGGAGGGAGGGUGGAAGCGAUAGAAUAAUUAACCUCGCUCAUGUCUUGUCCAAAAUCUGAGUACCGGUGAAUUUGGGUGGCUCUCUUUUUAAACUUUUUCCACAGACAUUAAUUACAAAAUUCGCAUUGAACUGGAUUGAUCCAUUUGUCAUGUGUCUGUCAUUUACUGCCCAUUUGUUAGUCAAUUUUUUAGCUCCAGUUCUUAACACCUGUACCAGCAUUUACAAAGUGGUGAGUAAGUCUUAGUCACUGUAAACAAGCACCAAGAUUUAUACAUUUCCAGGAGCCAACUGUCGUCACACUGAUGCAAUUACACUGGGUGGAAUUAGAUCAGGCGGUGUGCGGCUUGAAACUUGUUUGUACACUGGGAACAAUCAGCUAUGGCCUCAAUAUAUAUUUCUGCUGCUGCAUGUACUAAUGCAAUGAGACAACAGCGUUACAUUAUUACCGUCAUAUAAGUAUUAAUCUGUUUUAGAUCGAAUCAUUAUUUAUUAGUGUUUGAUUUAUUUCUAUAUCUUUCACCCUCCGUCCCCCAAACUCAGUGACUGUUGUACUUCACUGCAGUUACAACUAAUGCAAUCACUCCCGUGUGUCCAUGUUUCUGCUUUUAAAUGAAGAAAUGUGAAAGUUUGAAUUGAAGGAAUUGUAGCUGGUGUUAUGAAGGAUUUGCAAAGUUAUGUGAAUGGAUUUUAUGAAUUUUCUCAUUUGCAAAAGAGAAUAUAUAUAUUUCAGCGGUUGCGUAUUGAAAGAUACUGUAUAUUGAUUUACAGUGUGUUGCAUUUUUAUCAUCUACAAAAACUUGACAAAUCCAAAUACACCUCACCUUGUUAUAUAUUUUUUGGUAUUUCACGACUAACACAGUAGAGUGUUUAACAUAUAUUAUUUAGUUUACUGUUUUAGGUAGGUCAGAGGGUAUGUGAGGAGAAGCAUGUAAGAAACAUUCAACAUCUGGCCAGUCUGAUGUCUUUCAUUUGUGUGUCUCUAUAAGGCAGCUGAAAUGUGUUAAAGGUACCACUAUUGUAAACAUUAUGCAACAAGCUGAGUAGAUGCUCAAGUGAACUGCAGGGCAUGAAAUAGUUACCCAGGACAUCAGUGUGAGCCGUCGGACUAGUGUUUGCCUCUCCUAUAGCCAAAGAAUUUUAGUCUAACUGCAAAUAAAGUUCCCUAUAACGUCA
Cottoperca gobio is the source of this 2398-nucleotide messenger RNA. RefSeq names its product annexin A13 (gene anxa13). The record is from RefSeq and is a predicted model, not a curated record. Bases 150 to 1100 code for a protein of 316 amino acids. NCBI's taxonomy places the organism in Eukaryota, Metazoa, Chordata, Actinopteri, Perciformes, Bovichtidae. The transcript is spliced from 11 exons. Gene Ontology annotation, molecular function: phosphatidylserine binding; calcium ion binding; calcium-dependent phospholipid binding. Gene Ontology annotation, cellular component: nucleus; vesicle membrane; cytoplasm.